GUCCCUGCUCCUCCUCUCGCACUCACAGCCAGGAUUGGAUCAUGACGAGGACAGAGCACGCCGACAUCAACACGCUUAACUGUACAGAAAAGGCGCUUUCAUGGACUGAAAGCCGCGAGACAUGUUGAGUGGAUGCUUUGGCAAUUUAUGUGACACGGCUGUUUUGUUCCUGGAUGUGACUUUCUAAAAGGAGGCAACUGACCGUAUCGGUCCAAUCCAUCAAAAGUGACUAGUGCCUUUGCAACGCUGAUUUCUCCACUUUUAUGACAUUAUUUGUAUCCUUAAUUGAGUUUUCACUGAUGUCCAAGGAAGAGCAGAUACUAUGCACUAUGGCCGUCUCACAUCCAUCAUCGAACCUGUAACCUCAGCACAGGAGUGGCACCUUUAACAGAGGGGACCUCAGAAGCUUUACAACGCCUACGUCGCAGGGAUGUUCGCCUCAGUGGAGCAUGGCCCGGUUCUCUGCAGCGACUCCAACAUCCUGUGCCUGUCGUGGAAAGGCCGCGUGCCGAAGAGUGAGAAAGAGCAACCCGUGUGCCGAAAGCGUUAUUACGAGGAAGGCUGGCUCGCCACUGGAAAUGGCCGAGGAGUUGUGGGGGUCACAUUUACAUCCAGCCACUGCAAGCGGGACCGGCCCACUCCGCAGAGGGUCAACUUCAACCUCAGGGGGCACAAUAGUGAGGUGGUUCUGGUGCGAUGGAAUGAGCCCUUCCAGAAGCUGGCCACCUGUGAUACAGAUGGCGGAAUCUUUGUUUGGAUCCAAUAUGAAGGCCGCUGGUCUGUGGAGUUGGUCAAUGAUCGUGGAGCUCAGGUGAGUGACUUUACAUGGUCACAUGAUGGCACUCAGGCGCUCAUCUCCUACCGCGAUGGCUUUGUUCUGGUGGGCUCAGUCAGCGGGCAGAGGCACUGGUCUUCCGAAAUCAACUUGGAAAGUCAGAUCACCUGCGGUAUCUGGACUCCUGACGACCAACAGGUUUUGUUUGGCACCGCCGACGGACAGGUGAUAGUGAUGGACUGCCACGGCCGCAUGCUGGCCCACAUUCUGCUGCACGAGUCGGACGGCAUCGUCAGCAUGUCCUGGAACUACCCUAGCUUCCUGGUAGAGGACAGCAGUGAGAGCGACACUGACUCGGAUGACUAUCCCCUGCAGCAAGUGCACAGCCACAAACCUCUGCUGACAGUCAGCUUCACCUCUGGAGACAUUAGCCUAAUGAACAACUACGAUGACCUCUCACCCACACUUAUCCGCACCGGCCUGAAAGAUGUGGUCGUUCAGUGGUGCUCGCAGGGGGAUCUUCUUUCAGUGGCUGGCAUGGAGAAGAUGCUCCUCUCCCCUGACCCCUCUUGUCCUCCCCCUACCAGGAACGCCAUUGUCAAGUUCUAUAACGUCCGGGGUGAACACAUCUACUCACUGGAAACACCAGCACAGCGCCCCAUCACUACCCUUUGUUGGGGCCACAGGGACUCGCGUCUUUUCCUGGCGUGCGGCCCGGCGCUCUACGUUGUGCGUGUAGAGCAUCGCGUCGCCAGCCUGCAGCUCCUUUGCCAGCAGGGCAUCGCCACGGCGGUAAAGGAAGAGAAAGGCGUGGCCAAGCUCACCAUGCCGUCGCGUCUCUGUUCAUACGUCACUGCCGCUUUCGCUCCCACAAUUAGGCCGCCUAUCCCUGAUCCCAACAACAUGCGUGACUUUGUCAGCUACCCGACAGCAGGCAACGAGCGUCUCCACUGUACAAUGAAACGUACUGAGGACAACCCUGAGGUGGGGGGUCCCUGCUACACUCUGUACCUGGAGUACUUAGGUGGUCUAGUGCCAAUCCUUAAAGGCCGGCGAAUAAGUAAAUUGCGUCCAGAGUUUGUCAUUAUGGACCCUAAAAUGGAUGGAAAAACAGAUGAUAUAUAUGGCAACAGUCUGAUAUCUGCAAUGAUUGACAGCUGCAAUUGCUCAGACUCCAGUGACAUAGAGCUCAGCGACGACUGGGUGGGAAAAAAGUCCCCAAAGAUAUCUAGGGGGAGUAAGUCCCCGAAAAUGCCCAGAAUCAACAUUGAUCCCAGGAAAUCACCCAAACUCUCCCGCGCCACCCAAGAGGUCUCCAGGUCACCCCGGUUACCCAUACGAAAACCCUCCAUCGGGUCACCAAGUCUGACACGGAGAGAAUUUCCUUUAGAUGACAUUACUCAGCAAAACUACCUUGCUCAGGUCACAUCAAAUAUUUGGGGAACAAAAUUCAAGAUUGUUGGGCUUGCUGCCUUCUUGCCAACAAAUCUUGGUGCAGUCAUAUACAAAACCAGCCUCCUCCACCUGCAGCCCAGACAGAUGACAAUCUACUUGCCGGAAGUGCGUAAGAUCUCCAUGGAGUACAUCAAUCUGCCUGUCUUCAGCCCCAACGUCUUCAGCGAGGAUGAAGAUGACCUGCCAGUCACUGGCCCAGCUGGUGGCUCUGAUGACAACCCGCCCUGCACUGUCAACAUCCCCAUUGCACCCAUCCACAGUCCCGCCCAGGCCAUGUCCCCCGCCCAGAAUAUUGGUCUAGUCCAGUCCCUCCUAGCCAAUCAAAAUGUUCAGCUGGAUGUUCUAUCAAACCCCACAGCCACCUCCCCAGGGGCUGCUGCUGCUGCGGCUGCUUCUGCUGGUUCAGACCAAAGCCAAGAAACCAUGCUUACAGCCCAGUACACAGUUUCUAACCGAUACUCCAGUCCGGGUCAGGUCAUCUUUGGAGGGCUGGACAUGGGUCGCCUCACUGUAGGACCUUCACACUCUCAUCAUCCUUCACAGCAGUUACAGCAACUACAACACCAUCAGCAACUACAGCAUCAUCAACAACAGCUCCAGCAGCAGCAGCAGCAACAACAGUUGAUCCAACAGCAGCAGCAGCAACAACAGAUGAUCCAACAGCAGCAGCAACAACAACAUAUGAUCCAACAACAGCAGCAGCAACAGCAACAACAGAUGCUCCAGCAGCAGCAACAGCAUCAACAGAUGCUCCAGCAACAACAGCAGCAGCAACAGCAUCUUCAGCAGCAGCUCCAACACAUGCAGCAGCAGCAGCUACAGCAACACAUACAGCAACAACAAAUACAACAGCAGAUGCAACAACAGCAGCAGCACCACCAACACCUUCAGCAGCAGCUUCACAUUCAAAUCCCUGUUUCCUCUAUGUCAUCAGGACAGAUUUCUGCAGCAACCAUGCUCUCGUCGGGCACGCUGCAAAUUCAAAUUCCUCACCCACCUCCCGAUUUGGUCCUAGACAGGGGUGUCGGGGGUGAACACGAGACUCUUUUGAAAAUAAAGACAACACGUUCAGGUCCGCAGCUGGCCGAGGGAGACACUUUGGUGUUCAGCGCGCCGCUCGAGCUCAGCAAGAUGAACCCACCUCCUCCUUAUCCUGGAACUGUGGCUGCUGCUGUGGCAGCAGCCGCAGCAGCAGCGGCUGCUUCCAUGUCGGCCUCCAAUGCAGCCUCAAAUGCACCAUCGGGAACAGUCGUAGGCUCCACUGUAACACCCCCUCCUGGUGAUCUUAGUGCAAAGAAGGGGGACUUCCCACUUUACCCCCCUGGUCAGCAGCAAGGGCAGUAUCCGACACCAUUGGGCUAUGAGAGGAUAACUACCUUUGACAGCAGUGGGAAUGUGGAAGAGGUUUGCCGUCCUCGAACCCGUCUUGUCUGUAAUCAGAAUGUCUACAACCUACAAGGACCCGGCAGCUCCUCCACUCUCAGGGUCAGCUCAGGAGAAGGCAAAAAGAUCCAGCUACCCUACAGCUCGGCCACCCUUAACAGACUCACCGCACCUCGCUAUUCCAUACCGAGUGGAGACCCUCCCCCAUAUCCGGACCCGGCUAAUCAGAAUGGUGGGAGGAAUCCUGGACAGAAGCUCGACAGUAGUCUGAUUCAUGCCACUCUCAGGAGGAACAGUCGAGAAGCAAACCUCAAAGUGUCCCAAAUAAUGGAACCGCCUAGACCGCUGCCGCCUAAAGCUAAAAAUAAUAGUGCACUAGCAGCCUGCUAUCAGCAGAGGGUGCAAACAGCCUUAUACACUUGUAGCCAGUGUAGCAGUGGGACCAGUGUUGGAGUCACAGCCCCAGGGAGUGCAAAUGGAAUAGCAGGGGGUACUAUCAUCAGACAAGAUUUUCCUCCAGGGAAUGGAGCGCCACAUAGCACAGUUAUCGUUCACUCCAACAGUGCCAUGCCUCUGACCUCUCAGUCCUGUUACAGCCUGCUGAGCUCACUUGAACCAUCUGGAACUGCAGGAGUCGGAGGCGGUGGAAACAGAGAUUGCGUAGAUUAUGUAAAUUCAGCUUUUACAGAGGAUGACGCCCUGAAUCAGUCACUGAGGAAUUUGGCUUUAGGAGGAGCUGAUGCAUCAGGGCUGGUUGUUAAACGCCCACCUCCCUAUCAGUGGGACCCAUCUGCUACAGAGGAAGUGUGGGUACCUCAGGAACGUACUACAACACUUAACCCCACCUGCCACCCAGGACCACACAAACCACCUCCCCUUAUUCUUAGCCCGACCCAACACUUGGAUGUCUCCAGGCUGCCUUUUGUUCUGUCUCCAAAGUCUCCAACAACACCCAGUGCUGCUGCCUCUUUUCAAGCUGCCGCCGCUGCAGCAGGUUACCAAGUUUCUCUUCAGUACCCGCCAGUCACUGCCUACCCUGGAGCCCAGCUUCAGCCCAUCCUGGGGUCGCCACGCCCCUGCUCCUCCCCAAAGGAAGUGGUGGCUCCUGUUUCUCUCUCACAGCAGGAUGCAACUAUUGUUUUGCCUGCUGGUUAUCCUACAAAUCUAACUAAUCUGGCCUGCUGCCCUCUACCGCCUCUGUACCCUGGAGGAAGCGGGCUUUCCAUUCCUCCCAUUGCCCUCCACACACCGUGGGGUACAUAUAACCCGUGUCCUCCUGCUCCCAGUCCUGCUGUGCCCCUACCACCCAAAGCAUCCCAUAUGGCUGUAGACAAAAAUGCCCUCUCACCACCUCCUCCACCACCACCGCCGCCCCCUCCACCACCACGUUCAGAAAUGCAGAACCAUGUAGGAUUGCAAGAAGCCAUGGCAGAACCUGUGGAAGGUUACCAGGAGGUGCUAUCCUUAGCUGAGAGCCCGGUGCCGCCCCGCUCAGACAAGUUCAGCAAGAAAAACCGUAAGAGGGCAGAUGGUCGGGCCGAGGAGGCGAACGUUCCGCCUCCGGCUGAAGGGAGCAAGUCCAAAAAGGAGGGCAGGGCUCUGGGGGAUUUCAAUUCUCUCAUCUCUAGUCCUCGUCUUGGAGGGAGAGACAAAAAGAAGCUUAAGGGACCAAAGGAACAGUUAAAAGUGAAGAAGCUGAACAAGGCCACCGCCAACAGCGAGUUCCAGGACAGCUCAGAAAGUGAGCCGGAGCUGUUCAUCAGCGGCGACGAGCUUCUAAACCAGUGCCAGAGCGGAAAGAAAAGCUGGAAGAGUAAGAGGAACCUGAGGGCGGCCAGCGAGCUGGAUGAGAUGAAGUGUCGAAAGGCCAACGAGAAGGAAGACCGAGGGCUGGGCAGCCAGGGCUUUGUGUACGUCAUGGCGAACAAGCAGCCACUGUGGAAUGAAGCAACGCAAGUGUAUCAGCUGGACUUUGGUGGGCGCGUCACUCAGGAGUCUGCCAAGAACUUUCAGAUUGAACUUGAGGGCAGACAGAUCAAGUCAAGUGGAAAAAAUUAUGGAAUCACUCAAUCCUGAUGAAAAAGUUAUGGAAUCACCUUGUAAAUUUAAAUUUCUAAAGCUAACACCUGCAUCAGAUUAAAUAUGUUAGUCUACAGUUAUAAAUGAGUGUUCACGCUUUGGAAAGCUCUUGCAAUAGGUGGAUCGACAUGAAUCAUGGCUCCAACACAAGAGAUGAAAUUAUUAUCAAAAUUCUUCAAGAAGGUAAAUCGCAAUGUUGCAAACUAUGUUGAUUGUUCACCGUCAGCUGUGUCUAAAGUCUGGACCGAGCACAAACAAAGGCAAGAAUACUAGUACACCAAGGAAAAUGUCAAAGCAUCAAGACAGAAAAACCUCAAGCAAUAUUCUUGAAAACAGAAAAUGCACAGCAGAAAAAUGGGAGGAAACUGGAGUCACCGUCUGUGACUGAGCUGUAAGAAACCGCCUAAAGGAAAUGGGAUUGAAAUACAAAAAAAUCUAAAUGAAAGCUCUCAGUAAAAUCUAACCAAAACAAAUAAGGUUACAAUGGGCAAAGGAAAAAGAAUCGUGGACUCUGGAUGACUGAAUGAAACUUAUGUUAAAUAAUGAAUCACACUGGGGUGAUGGCUAUCAUUACAUCUUCAAUAAAUGCACAUGUUGACAUUUUCUUAUUUCAUCAAUCAAAAGGAGGUUUGGGUGCCACCCACACUGGUUUAGACGUAGCCAGAAGAUGUAGAUAAUGGGUUUUCACUAUGUUAAGCCCUUUGAGUCUCUCGCAAUAUAAAUAUAAUUCACUUCACUGAGGAUGAUGACAUCAUUUUUCAAGAUGAUAAUGCAUCUUGCCAUAGAGCAAAAAACUGAAGACUUUCCUUAGGGAAAAAUACACAAGGUCAAUGUCAUGGCCUGUAAAUAGUCCCCGAUCUCAAUCCAAUUGAAAAUCUGUGGUGGAAGUAUAAGAAAAUGUUCCAUGACAAGACUCCCACUACUCACCUCUGAGACAUUUUCCGAUACGGUGAAUGUGUCUUG
This is a messenger RNA of Entelurus aequoreus (snake pipefish), 6655 nucleotides long. It is a transcript of the gene tulp4a, whose product is annotated as TUB like protein 4a. The coding region runs from base 431 to 5689 and encodes 1752 amino acids. The transcript has 13 exons. Gene Ontology annotation, molecular function: protein binding. The record is from RefSeq and is a predicted model, not a curated record. NCBI's taxonomy places the organism in Eukaryota, Metazoa, Chordata, Actinopteri, Syngnathiformes, Syngnathidae.